This is a messenger RNA of Panonychus citri (citrus red mite), 3039 nucleotides long. RefSeq names its product alkaline ceramidase 3-like. Gene Ontology annotation, biological process: ceramide metabolic process. The record is from RefSeq and is a predicted model, not a curated record. The transcript is spliced from 2 exons. Lineage: Eukaryota; Metazoa; Arthropoda; Arachnida; Trombidiformes; Tetranychidae. Bases 857 to 1651 code for a protein of 264 amino acids. Gene Ontology annotation, cellular component: endoplasmic reticulum membrane.
CUUCAUCUUGUUUAUUUCUCUUCACUCAUAUUCUGUUAAUUGUUUCACGAUUAUCAUGAACUAUUAUCAUCUCUUGAUUUCGUAAUUAAACAAUUUAAUCUCCUCAUCAUGUUGAUCAUUUUUACUUCAAUUGAAUUUUCAAUUGGUUUUCUCUUAUUUUCCAUUUUGUUUAUUUUUCUCUCUCUAUGAGUUACUUUCCUUUUCCUCUCACUUUCUCUCCAAUGUGUUUAUCUCUCUCUGGUAAUUUUCUUAAUUGUUUACUUCACUCAUUAAUUGUCUACAAUCUAUUUUAAUUUGUUAAUUCUAUUCUUGGUAAUGUUUCAAAUGUAAAUCAUUAAAUUUGUGUUUUGCGUUUGUGUCGAAAAGCAAAAAAAAACAUCCAAAGGAGAAUAGAAUUUUUUUUUCUUCUCUUUUUGGUUUCCAUGUGAAUAUUUGGCUUGUGAUUUUUUCUUCUCUCCUAUUUUUCUCUCUUGACAACAAUUGAACUUUAAUGUGAAUUUACAUUAUAUUAUCAUCUCUCAGUGAAUUUAUUAUAACAGCUCGAGGUUCACAUUAUCCUGUUAAUCCUGUUAAUUUAAUUUUCUUCACUGGUAAUUGUAGAUAUUUUCCUUGGAUCAUUUCUCUCAAAUAAGUGAAUUCCAUUUUCUUUCUCGACCAUUUCACCUUAACUGGUUUACUUUCUCUCUCUCUCUUCUGGUGAAUUUCGUGCAUCUUAAACAUCUUCCUGGUUCUGGUAUCUUCUUCCUUUUAGUUCCUUUUCCUUCCUGUUUGAUGAUUAAAAUCAAUUUCUCUUUGGUUUAAUAAAUCAAUCGAUUUUUCUCAAUACAAAACAUAUAAAUAUAUCUACAUAUUCACUAUGCCGCCGACAGUAAUAUCUUUGGAUAGAAGAGGAUUUUGGGAUCCGAUAACUUCAACCAUCGACUGGUGUGAAACCAAUUAUGAGAUGAGCUAUUAUAUAGCAGAAUUUUGGAAUACCCUGUCAAAUUUAACCUUCAUCUUACCACCGUUAAUUGCCUUUGCUCAUCUUCGCCGUUAUGAGAUUGAUUUUCUAUUUCUUAGUCCAUUAUUGUACCUUUCAUUUGUCGGCCUUGGAUCAGCUGCUUUCCAUAUGACCCUCAAGUAUGAGAUGCAACUAUGGGACGAGAUGACCAUGAUUUGGGAAGCCCUUUUGGUUGGCUAUAUUUUCAUUAAGAUGCUUCAUCCACCAACAGCAGCCAAACGAUCAACCAAAUUAUCGUUAAUCUUUUGUGGUCUUGGCUUAGAAAUAUCCUACCUUGUUGUUAAUGAGCCGAUUUUCUUUCAAUUGGGCUUUGCCGCUAUUCAUUAUAUGGUCAUUUAUCUUGGAUAUCGCAUCACCCGAACCUGCCCAUCAUCACCUAGACUCUUCUGGUUAGGUGUUUUUCUCAACCAUUUUGCUUUCUUCCUUUGGAAUAUUGAUAAUAUAUUCUGCUCUUCACUGGAUGGGCUUAGGUGCGGUCUACCCAACAUGUUAGCACCGAUUUUACAAUUACACGCAGUUUGGCACGUGAUUGCCGGUUUUGCGACCUAUUGUAUGAUAACUUUCGCCAUACACACUCACCUUCUCAGUCAACGAAGAUACUUUUACAUCAAAUUACAUCCACUCACCGGAUUAAUUUUAAGUAAAACUUAAAAGCAAAGAAAUUAAUUUCUCUAAAUUAAACCUAUCCUUUCAUCAACAAUCAACAACCAGUAACAAUAAUAAUACAAUAAUAACACGACAUCAAUUACAAUUAUUAAUAGGAUAUGGUAAAGUGAAUAGUCAUGUAACAAUUAAAGGACCAUGACAAAUUGUUGGAGAGACAUGAAUGGAAAACCAGUAAACACCAUUAAAUAUCAGUUAAAUUAUCUUUUGAUGCGGAAGCGAGUAAAUAACUUCACCUGAAUUGGAAAAGGACUCAAAUCAUGAUUGAUGAAUGAAACAAAAACCUUCAUGUUUAUCAAAAGAGAUAUUGUAUCCAAAACAUAAUGUCACCAUGAUGAUAAUGAUUAUCACCAAGGAAUUACCAUCAUCUCUAAAUAAUAUUCUAUUAUUAUCUACACAUUAUGUUUCCAACAAGGAUAUUCUCAUUUGGUGUUUUUCUCUCAACCAUCAUCAUCAUCAUCAUCAUCAUCAUCGUCCUGUCGAUUUAUAUUACGAGUGAGAUACUAGAUGAAAAUAUUGUGUAAACUGUUUGGAAAUUGAAAGAGAAGAUUGAGAAUCAUCAUCAUCAUUAUUUCAUAAUUGCUCUUUUAUUCAACCACUUAAAUUGUCAUUAGCUUGAUAACAGUCAAUGGAUUAUGAUAUUUAUCUUAUUGAUUUAACCAGAUCAAAUAAACGAGGUUGUUAAUCAUUUUAAACCACGAUCAAAAAGGCGACCGUCGACCAACAAUUAAGCUUCAAGCUCAUUAAGACAAUCACCAUUAUCCAUCAUCACGAUAAGCAAAAAUCUUACCUUUUGCUAGUUUAUCUUGAUUGUCCACUCUGAGAAUGAGUGAGGUCAACAUGACGAUCGAUUUCUAACCUUCCCGGCGGAAAUUUACUUUCACUUUUGACUUUCAACUUUAUUUUUCCAUGAAACCGUUACCCUGAUCAUCAUCAUCAUCAUCAUCAUCAUUAUCAUGAUAAUCAACAAACUGGUUGAUGCAGCAUUCAAUUAAUGUAGAAAAUACCUUUUCACACUUUCUUUGCUCUCUCUCUCUCUUUCUAUUCUCCCUCACUCUAGUCAUCAUCAUGAACAAACUUUUCAAGCAUCAAAUUAACCUAAAUAACAUCCUGAUUCAGUCUAAUUGUUAAUUAUAAUCAUGUACCAACACUGAACAAUUGAUUUAAAUUCAACAGAAAAAAAAAAUCCUGAUGCUUUUUCACCUUAAAGACAUUUGUUUUGUCUUGAUAUCCAAUAAUUCAUGAUCGAACCUCAAAGGUUAUGUUAACAAUUAACGUUAUUACUGCUCAACUUGAUUAGUUCAAAAUCUAAUUUUUAGUUAAUUAACUUAAUCAUUGAUUUUCCACAAUUUAUGUUAAUUCAUUUCAACCUUUUC